CAUAAACAUUUACAUUUUACACCCAUGGAAACGUGAGAUUAUUCCUUGAACCACAUCUUCUAUUGUAAAUUCCGACCCACCCUUUUCGAUUUUUCUGCAAAUUAACCGAAAUUCUGAUUUACACGCCUCCUGAUCUUCAACAAUCAUCAUACUUUACCACUUACAAAUGAGGAACGCAAUGCAAAUCAUCGAACACUUGGUGUACUUCUUCUAAGUUUCACACAAUCAACAACUUCAACAAUGGCGGCAUCUUUCUCUCUAAUCCCUUCAUCUUCUCUCAACUUCAUUCGAGACCCUUUGCCAUCUCCUUCACCCUCCGCGUCAUCCUCUUCGUCUUUCUUCGGUGGUGGGACACUCUCGUUCACCCGUAGCAGCAACAACAGGAGUUUCGUCUCUUUCUCGUCGCCUUCGCAAUUCAACAGGAAGAAGUACGGCAAGCGCGGUGGAGGAUUUUGUGUAUUCGCGGCGGCGGAUUAUUACUCUACGCUUGGAGUUCCCAAGUCUGCCACGGGUAAAGACAUUAAAGCCGCUUAUCGAAAGUUAGCUCGCCAGUAUCAUCCAGAUGUCAACAAGCAACCAGGAGCUACCGAAAAGUUUAAAGAGAUCAGUGCUGCGUAUGAGGUUCUAUCAGACGACAAGAAACGAGCCAUGUAUGACCGAUACGGUGAAGACGGACUUAAAAGCACAGUUGGGGGAGGACAAGCUGGCGCUUACGCUACAAAUCCGUUUGAUCUGUUUGAGACAUUCUUUGGGACUAGUAUGGGUGGUUUUGCUGGUGGCGACACAACCGGAUUUGGAGGACGCCGUGCCACUACUGUCAUUAAAGGUGAAGAUAUACGAUACGACAUGAUGUUAGAAUUUUCAGCAGCCAUUUUUGGAACGGAAAAGGAAUUUGAGCUGUCUCAUCUUGAAACAUGUGACGUGUGCACUGGAACCGGAGCAAAAGUUGGAUCAAAGAUGAGGAUAUGCUCCACGUGUGGCGGCAGAGGUCAAGUCAUGAGAACCGAACAAACACCUUUUGGUAUGUUCUCACAGGUUUCUGUAUGUCCAAAUUGUAAUGGGAAGGGUGAAAUGAUAUCGGAGUAUUGCCGGAAAUGCUCGGGUGAAGGGAGGAUACGUGUGAAGAAAGAUAUCAAAGUCAAGAUUCCACCUGGAGUCAGCAAGGGUAGUAUCCUUAGAGUUGCUGGAGAAGGUGAUGCUGGUCCAAAAGGGGGUCCUCCUGGAGAUCUGUAUGUUUACCUUGGUGUUGAAGAAAUCCCGGAGAUCCAAAGAGAUGGGAUUAAUCUAAUGUCAUCCAUCUCCAUUUCGUAUCUUGAUGCCAUACUUGGAACUGUUGCGAAGGUGAAGACGGUUGAGGGGAUGACUGAACUUCAGAUCCCACCUGGUACUCAGCCUGGUGAUACUCUUGUUUUGGCAAAGAAAGGUGCUCCUAAACUCAACAGACCUUCCAUACGUGGUGAUCAUUUGUUCACCAUUAAAGUCAGUAUACCUAGACGUAUCAGUGGACAAGAACGUGAGCUUCUUGAAGAACUUGCUUCUCUGAAAAACCCCACCUCCACCCGUCCCCGUUCUCGCUCUCAACAACCUGCUAAAGUCACAGAAACUCAAGCGGAUCCUGUGGCUGAGGAAAGUGACAGCUCAGCUGAUGAAGAUGACCCAUUGAAGAAGAUAACAUCCUUUGCCGGGUCUGUUGUAAAAGGAGCUUUGAAUUGGUUCAAGGAGAACUUCUAGAAGCAGAGCAUGUAUUAAUUAAUUAAUUAAUACUCUCUUCCAUCUAACGUAGUGGCCAAAGAUUAAAAGAAUAUCCUCAUCAAAUGCUGCUUGCUCAAGAAAUCGAAAUAUACUACGUCAAACAAUUCUUCAAUUUUUUAGAAAUCAUAUCUCAAAGUUCAUCAAAUUUCAAUAUUGGUGGAAACUUGAUGAUUCAUUUCAUGUAUCUAAAACAUUAAUAAUAUUGCUUGUAAGAAUUUUGUUCAAACGGCCGAUAGUGAGUUUACCAGUGGUAGUAACCCGGUGGUUUUGAUAUAUUUGAUUUCAAAUUUCGAUACUACUUGCACUAUUAUAUUAAUAUUACAAUGAAAUGCAAGUGCUUGUUGGUUGGAAGAAGAAAAUGUUUUUAUUGUUGUUCAACACGACUGGCUAUAAUUAAAAAUCAAAACAGCUACUAUAACAGGAGUAGAUAUCAUAAUGAGAGCUUGAGUGAUGUUUGGCUGAGUGAUCUGUGGCACCAAGAUGCUGCCGUACUUGAUGGCAGCUGCACCUGCCAAGGAUCCACCUCCGAGCUUCAACAAGAAGUUUACAUCUUCCUGAGACGUGAAGGAGAGAUCAGGAUCAUCGGCAUUUGAAUUUGCUUCUUCAUUUGGGGAAUUGGAAGCAACAACGAUACAGCACCUACCACCAGAAUAAGGCGACGACGCCGUCGUUACCCGAGGCUCGAAGCCGAAGGACUGUCUCCUGAUAUGUAGUAUUGCAUUCUUCACACCAUUCGCUCGCUGAUGCCCUACAGAUAUCGCCAACGACUGUUUCCGGGGAGAUUGAAUUGCUGCCGCCACCGCUGCCGCCAUGUCGAGAGAGACGUUUAUCCUUUUGCCGCGACCUGUUAUGUUAUCUGGUAUUUGAUUGGCGCACAACACGAAAAAACAAAAACAAAAUACAUCAAAUUC
Molecule: messenger RNA, 2663 nt
Organism: Lactuca saligna
Lineage: Eukaryota; Viridiplantae; Streptophyta; Magnoliopsida; Asterales; Asteraceae
Source: the annotation of a GenBank genome assembly